AUGAAAAGCGGUGGCUCAGGGGACGGGAAGAAAGAUUAUCAGGCGGCGGUCCAUGAAGUGAGGGCUUUAGACGCAUCUUAUAAAUGUUUCAUCUGAAUUCCAGGGACUGACGAGUUUCGAUCAACUUGGAAUUGCACUCGAAGAUGUCGGAAAGUCGAUGGACGCGGAGGCGGCCACUGGCGGAAGUGUCCUUUCAAGAGUUCUGUAAGUAUCGGUAUGGGGGGAAACUGGUCCUCAUUUACAUUAUGGAAUUGAAAUUCGGUGACAGAAAUCUCAUUAAAACGAAAUGUGGUUCCCCCGCGUCAAAAAAUGUUUUCAAAAAUCAUGGCCACGGUGUGUCGCAUCAGUUUAACCUCCACGCAAAUCCGCUUGUGUCGGUCCUCUCUCCGCUCAUAAAACAAAUAGAUCAAUGGCUGAGGUUACACGACGACCCAAUAAGGCCCGUUUUGACAGUUCUCGCCCGUGUUUGCCGUGAAAACGCCCGUGUUUCGAUAUUCUCCGCAAUCAAACUUGUUCAGCCGUUUACACGAUCCAGCUCUCGUUUCAGGAACGAAUCUUCGAAUCUGAAGCAGAGAUCGUUCGAUCCGUCCAACGAUCUUGUCAACAUGUCCAUCGUUCCAGCCGAAUCGAGUUAUGUGCUCUUUUUCCAGGUACUUUUCCUUGUCCAAACGAAUCUCAUUUUUUUAUUUGCAGGUUCUAUUUCCUUUUGUGGUUGCUGGAAUAGGAAUGGUUUGCGCGGGUCUCGUGCUCUCGGUUGUGGUCACUUGGCCACUUUUCGAAGAAGUUCCUGAGAUUCUCAUUCUAGUCCCCGCUCUUCUCGGGCUGAAAGGCAAUCUGGAAAUGACGUUGGCCAGCAGACUCUCCACACUCGUACGCCAAUCUGUGCCAUUUUGUCCAUAUCAGUCAUUUUACAGGCCAAUCUGGGACACUUGGAUUCUUCGAAACAGAGAAAAGACGUCAUUGUCGCCAACCUGGCACUAGUGCAAGUUCAGGCAACGGUCGUGGCUUUCCUAGCUUCUGCCUUUGCUGCCGCCCUCGCCUUCAUUCCCAGUGGUGAAAUCGACUGGGCUCAUGGAGCUCUUAUGUGUGCGAGCAGUCUGGCCACCGCCUGUAGCGCUUCUCUGGUGCUCUCGUUGCUCAUGGUAGCUGUCAUUAUCACUUCCCGGAAACACAACAUCAAUCCGGACAACGUAGCCACUCCGAUCGCCGCAUCCCUCGGAGACCUGACAACUCUCAGUGUCCUCGCCUUCUUCGGAUCAAUUUUCCUCAAGGCACAUAACACAGAGUCUUGGCUCAACGGCGUCGUCAUUGUCGUAUUCCUUCUACUUUUGCCGUUCUAUGCGAAGGUUGCCAACGAAAACGAGGGAACUCGCGAAACAUUGUACAACGGAUGGACACCUGUGAUUAUGUCCAUGCUGAUCAGCAGCGGAGGAGGAUUCAUUCUGGAGACAGCCGUCCGAAAAUAUCACAGUCUGAGCACUUAUGGACCAGUUUUGAACGGUGUGGGUGGCAAUCUCGCGGCAGUGCAGGCCAGCAGACUUUCCACGUAUUUCCACAAGGCAGCUGCGAUCGGAGAGAUGCCGAACGGCUGGGUUGUCAGUCGGUUCACAAGUGUGAAGAGGGCGUUCUUCUCGAAGGAGUGGGAUUCUCGGUCCGCCCGCGUCCUUCUCCUUCUCGUCGUUCCUGGCCACAUCUGCUUCAAUUUCCUCAUCCAGUUGUUUACCAUCGCAGCCAAGGACAACGUCUCUCCACACGGACCGCUCUUCACCAGUCUUUACAUGCUCGCUGCCAUCUUCCAGGUAAACAUUAAUUAAAACAUUUUUCCUGCUAGAAUUUUAAUUUCAGGUGAUGGUUCUUCUGUUCGUUUGUCAAUAUCUGGUCGCCCAACUGUGGAAAUGGAAGAUUGACCCCGAUAACUCGGUGAUUCCAUAUCUGACUGCUCUGGGUGAUCUCCUAGGAACCGCCCUUCUCUUCAUCGUCUUCCUCACCACCGAUCACUUUGAUCCGAACGAACUGACGCCAACCUAA
This is a messenger RNA of Caenorhabditis sp. 36 PRJEB53466, 2028 nucleotides long. NCBI's taxonomy places the organism in Eukaryota, Metazoa, Nematoda, Chromadorea, Rhabditida, Rhabditidae. The record is from the annotation of a GenBank genome assembly.